AUGAACCUAUUUAGUAAUCAUAGACAAGCAGAGCAAAGUUAUACUGAUGAAUUCAGCUGUAUUUUUCAUGAACAUCUUUUGCCAUGUUUGAUUACCAAAAAUGACAUGUGUGGUACCAAUGAAACUUCUGAUGCUUUGAUAAAUUAUUGUGUUGGAACCUUUGUGAGAGAAAAAUCCUCUAAGUCUAAAUUACGUGGUGUUAUGUAUUCAGCAAAUAAUAACACCAAUUUUCCCUGGAAUGUUUUGGAAAAUAAGUUAGCUUUAAUAGGCCGAGUGCCAUAUGACUGUGGAAGUUCACCUGGUGACUGCUUUUUUGCAUCCUUAGGACAUGGUCUUUAUAAUAAUCCUGAUUGCCAUCUUGAUAUUCGAAGUGCAGGCAUUACACAUUUAGUGCAUAAUCCUGAGUUAUAUAUUGAAAGUCUUGCAAAUAUUUCAUGGGAAAAUUAUAUUGAAGAAAUGUCACAACCUGGAACAUGGUGUGAUAAUAUCAUUAUUCAAGCAAUAGCAAAUGCUUUAAGCUGCACUAUUCAUAAUUACUGA
Messenger RNA from Paramuricea clavata, 540 nucleotides. The record is from the annotation of a GenBank genome assembly. Lineage: Eukaryota; Metazoa; Cnidaria; Anthozoa; Malacalcyonacea; Plexauridae.